This is a messenger RNA of Thecamonas trahens ATCC 50062, 738 nucleotides long. RefSeq lists its product as uncharacterized. The transcript has a single exon. Bases 1 to 639 code for a protein of 212 amino acids. NCBI's taxonomy places the organism in Eukaryota, Apusomonadida, Apusomonadidae. The record is from RefSeq and is a predicted model, not a curated record.
AUGGCGCGGUUCGAUGACAUCAAGGCGUACAUUGCGAAGACCUCGGGUCGGACCAGCGACGGAGUUCGCAACGAGGACCGCAUCGAGCGGCUACUUGUCUGCGCCGAGCAGGCCAUCUACCGACUCCUCAUCCCCUUAUCGCCAGCUGAUCUCGUCACCCUUGGGACACUAAUCGGGGACAUUGUCCCGACCGUCUCUCCCGCUGUAAGUGAUGCCCAGAAGGCCGGCGCACCUGCCGAUGCUGUGCUUGCCCUUGGCCUCCCCGCGUUCAACAUGGAGGUGUACCACAAGAAGACGCCUGGUCGCAGCGGAACGUUGACCUGCUACGUGAAGGCGAUGCUUGCACGCGACGCUACCACCGGCAUGACAAGCUUUCUGUCCUUCGUCGAUAAGAUACUCAGCGCGCUUGCGCUGAUGUCGGUCUACGGCUCGCCGCGCACCAAGUGCUUCAAGCCUGUUCAGGGCAAGCUCCAGAAGCUGUACCACCUGGCUUCUAACGAUUGCGUGGAGAAGACCAAGAGUGCAGUCGCCGUCUGGUGUCAGCUCUACCUCGACAUGCCCGUCGUCGGCGCCAAGCGCGCCCGCGCAUCGACAGCCUCGGCCACAGACGACACCCGCCCACGCAAGCGUCGCAGCUGAGCGCUUACUAUUGUGCUCAAGGAGGAUCCCCCAUGGGCUUCUCAUGAGUCACAUUGCUCGAUUAUCACCCCUUUUUUCUCUAAAGAUAACUCGAUCGCA